GUCCUGCUUCUCCAGUCGGCCGCAGCUCUCCGUCCCUCCGCCACGCUGCGAUGAAACACAAGUGGCUGCGAGAGAAAGAAAAAAAGGAACCCCAAAAACAAACAAUUGAGAUUUUCAUAAAUAUUCUUAAUUAGUAACAAGCGUCGAGGAAGUACAGCUGAUGGAAGCGACUUCUUCCAUGGAUUUUUCCCCCGAGGUUACAAGCGCUCAAACCAGCGGCGGAGGAAGAACGCCUUCAGAGGAGGACAGGAGCCAAUCAGCCGAGGCGAAUCAAAGAUAAACAAGCCUUAUGAUAAAGCAAACUCUGAAGACGCUUUAUUUGUCAGCAUCUCAGUGGCAAUGCUUUGAAGUAUAUUAUCAGUCACUCAGGGCUGCCUCUGAGGGUUUCUGCCUCCAUUGUCUACCAGCCGGAGGUGGGAUCAUCGCACCUCAGUGCACCCGUGGCAGCCGGGGUUGAAGGUUAGCCUCAGCAGAGGUUCCUGCAGAUUAUUGGCCAGCAGGAUAAUCCAGGCUGCCUGCCUGCCCAGUGAGCUAUCAUGCUAGCCUGUAUCCAGAGACAGCAGAACUUCUCCUCACAGCAUUUGGCAUGCACACCGAAAAGCUUCGAUGUUCCGCCGUCGUCUCUAUUGCUCCCAGUCCCGCCACCUCAAUCGUGCACCCGGAAAGGAGAGCCUGGCACCAGGAUCUCUCGGUACCCGUCUCCUGCAGAGUUGGAUGCUUUUGCUCAGAAAACCGCCAACAGCCCGCUCUCCAUAAAAAUCUUUCCAUCUGACGUACGGGUGCCACAACACAAGCAGCUUAACAAAACUGUGAAUGGCUUGGACACCACCGGACAUCGUUACAGUCCCUACUGCCAGCCUAACUCAGGAGGCUACCAGGGCUUGUUGGCCAUCGUCAAAGCCUCAGUGGCGGUCAAAGGUGUUGUGAAAAAUUCUGAGGGCAGGAGGACUAAACAUAAUAACUCUCAGACGGCACCAUAUAACAAUCCCCUGAAUAAUAGCUGCACAGUCAGACACGGGCAUGAGGCCUAUAACACGGGUUCAUGUAAGCCCACAGAUUUACCUGUUGAAGCACUUUGUUCUACUGCAGGAAUGGCCUCCAAAGAUCAGAGCCUGGCCUCCCAGCCGGAGCUGGCAGAGGUUCAAAGCCUGAUGAGGCGGAUGAGCAGAGUUCCUCACAGCCAGGUCCCGCAGCUGGGGGGGGUGGCUCAGUUCAGCCCCUCGCUGCAGGCUGUAGCUGCAGUGGCGCAUUCAGGAUCAGGCUUGGUCUUUGGAGUGCCGCCUCAGAGCAGCCGGGCCUUUCCAGGAGCAGUUCUACCUACACAGCAUGCAGACGUGACCAAAACUGGAUACUUUGAGAGGGAAGACUACACGAUGUGGCAGCCCUAUCAGCAGGAAGCGUUGAGGAUGUACGGUAUGAGUAAUGGAACUCAGACCUGCAGAACAGCAGAGGCCGGGGUCGGGUCUCCUGAAACCUGCCUCCCUUUACCGGGCUCAUCACAGCUGCCUUACAGGCAGAACCUUGGAAAUGUUGGUGCUGUCGUGCAGAAAGAGCAGGCUAUCAAACAGUACUUCGCUCCCCUCUGGGACAACCGGAGCAGCGAUGUUUACUCCUCUCAGGUGUUGGGAACGACUACUUGUGCAUCCAAGCCCAGACAUGUGGAGGUGUCCCAUCCUCAUCUUCACCCAAACUGCCAUCAACCAAACCAGCUCCAUCCACCUGUCCCUCCCCAUCAUCCUAAUCAACACUACCAUCAUCUUCAUCAUCAGGCUCAAGCCUACAGCGCAGAGCACAACCUCUCCUGUGGGCUACCGGCUUUCAGCCUGUGCCACACUGCAGUGCUCAGCAGCAGCCUGCAGUCUCUGGAGUGCCUCAUCAGUGAGAUUCAGCCUCCCUGCAUCAAAGAGCGCAUGCUGGGCCACGGGUACGAAGCCAUGGUGGGGAUGCCUCAUCUGCUGGAGCAUCAACAGGACAUGCAGCUCCCCGUCUACAUAUAAAGGGGUGCUCUGGAACAUUCAAUAAAUACGCAAGCCUUUUUAGUUGUGCAUGUAUUUGUAGAAGGCUGUGUGUUUCACAGGUUUACUCUACAGAUUCUUCUAUUUUUGGCUUCCGUUGAUUUAACAAUAAAGCUUCACAUUUUUUAUUUGCCUUUACAAAUACUAGAAAAGCAAUCUGAGAGCGUAGAGUCCCGCCAAUCACCUAAUUUUACUCCAUUGUAACCUACACCUAAGGCUAAACCUCACAAAUAAUCUGGAUCAUUACCAAACGUUCCGCUCUCACCUUUUUCAUUCCCUCUGCUUUCUUGUUUGAUCAGUAGACUUUGACUUUGAGUCUUUCCUGUGUUUCCGUCUUCAAUAUAAUUCUGGACUUUUUUGAGUCCGAUGUUGAAGCUGUCAAUAGUCACUGCUGCCACCCUCUGGUUUAGGGAGGAACUGCUUGUUCUGCUAAAUAACGUUAAAGAAUCCAUCUGGAUUAUGAUGUGGAUCAUCAUCAAAAUUUAAUGGAUUGUUACUUGGACUGAGGUGUAAGAAUUUAGUUAAAGUUCAUACAUAACUUUAAGUUAUCCUAUAUACACAGACGGACAGAGAAAAAAACUUGACUAAAAACAUAACCUCCUUGGCUGAGGUAAUAAUUAGGGGCACCGAUUUGAAAAAGGAAGUAAUUCCAGGAUCUCUCACUGUUUUGUCAGAAUAUUUUAUGUUUUUAACUUGUUAAAAGUUGUGGUUAUUUUUUGGGGGAAACUGCUCUGCCCUGCCAUCAAACCCUCUGAAGUAAUCAAGUGUUUUUUCACUAUGAAAACAGCUAGCAAUGCUUUCAUGGAGAAAUGUUGCUUAAAAGCAUUGUAUGUUUUUUUUUUUUUUUUGAGCAACAAAUGUUUUGCCUCUUUUAUGUUUUAUGGAAAUGUGUUAUUUCAAUCAGCAAUGUUGAAUUCAGGCUCAGACAGAUGCACCCUUUGGAGGGAUUUUUUUAAAACUGAUUUAAAAGCAAAUCUUUGGAAUGAACAUUUUUCUUUCUCCUUAAGACCAUACGACUGUUUCCCAUGCGGAACUGUUUGACUGUAGGCUGCCUGAAUCAUUUCCUGUUUUCUUCUUUGCAGGGCUAUAAUAUCUCCAAUGGCUUAAAAUGUAUGAGUGAGAAGUAUUUCAUCUGUCUGCAACAGUUUUGUGAGACUAUUUAUUUCUGUCCACUUGGUGGGUUAUGGCAAACUGUCUUUAUAAAUAUAAAGUGCAAUUACUAUAUAUGGACAUGUGAGUUAUCUUCAUGAAUUAUGUUGAUGAAAUAACUACUUUUUGAAAUGUAUCACCCUAAUCAAACACCCUUUUUGUCUCUUCUUAAGGAGGAUUGUCAAGUAAAUAAAUUUUUAAAAACCC
This is a messenger RNA of Cyprinodon variegatus (sheepshead minnow), 3371 nucleotides long. Its product is annotated as protein FAM222A-like. NCBI's taxonomy places the organism in Eukaryota, Metazoa, Chordata, Actinopteri, Cyprinodontiformes, Cyprinodontidae. The record is from RefSeq and is a predicted model, not a curated record. Bases 537 to 1997 code for a protein of 486 amino acids. The transcript has 4 exons.